ACUGGUUGUACAUCCUCACCGCAUCGACAUCCACGACGGACGAGACCAGCUACACGACCGCAAACAUGUCGCGGCUUGGAACGUUUCGAGCGUCAUACCUCGUGGCAUUGAGCUGCAUUGGCUCUUUCCUCUUUGCCUACGACACAGGCAUUGUGGGAGGUGUCCUGUCCCUUGAAAGUUUUCAAAAGGACAUGGGCAUGACUCCCGCAACCAAAGCCACCGUCAGCUCUAACUCUGCCAGUCUUCUGCAAGCCGGAGCCUUCUUCGCCUGUUUCUUCGUUUGGCCGUUUACCGCUAAAUACGGACGUCGCUGGUCCAUCGUCCUCGCUUCUUUCAUCUUCAACAUCGGUGCUAUCCUUCAGCUCUUCUUCCCGAACAACAGCGUUGGAACAUGGUACGCCGGCCGCACAAUCUCCGGACUUGGUGUCGGAAUCGCGACGGUCAUCAUUCCCAUGUAUAGCAGUGAAAUGGCACCCAAGGAGAUCCGAGGUCGGCUUGGAAGUAUGUUCCAAUUCUUCUUCACCCUUGGCGUGUUCACGAGUUAUUGGAUCGACUAUGCGGUUGCCAAGCAUAUGGAGCCAACAACUCUCCAGUGGCGCAUCCCCGUUGCCCUGCAGCUUAUCCCCGGUGGCUUUUUGGGCCUGGGAAUGCUUCUCACAAAGGAGAGCACUCGAUGGCUCGCUAAGAUGGGACAAAACGAUGAGGCUCUUGAGUCUUUGGUAUGGGUUCGUGGCGGAGAAUUGACCCCCGAGGUCCAGGCAGAGAUGGAUGAGAUCUUGGCCGGAAUUGCUGACGAGGAACGCGUAACGGAAGGCUUGACUUGGAAGGAAUUCCUUCUUCCAGCCAACAGAGGGCGAAUGCUUCUCGUUAUUACUCUCCAGAUCGGCGUCCAACUUACCGGAAACACAUCUCUUGCCUACUUCUCACCCCAGAUCUUCAAUGCUGUCGGAGCUGGCGAGAAUGCUUUCCUUUUCAGCGGCUUCUUUGGCCUGGUCAAGGUCGUUUCCUGCUUCUUCUUCCUCAUGUUCCUUGUUGAAAAGAUCGGCCGACGAGGCUCCCUUAUCGGAGGAUCCUUCAUGAUGGGAGUGUAUAUGCUUAUCGUGGCUGUCAUCACCGCCACCCACCCACCGGAUCCAACGAGCACAACCAUCUCAUCUGCCUCCGUUGCAUCUCUUACCAUGAUUUAUCUGGAAGCCAUGACGUACAAUAUCUCGUGGGGUCCUGUUCCUUGGCUCUACAUGAGUGAAAUCUUCCCCACUCGUAUUCGUGAGGGUGGUAUCGCUGUUGGAACUGCGACCCAGUGGCUGUGGAACUUCGCCUUUUCUCAAAUCACUCCCCACGCGAUCGAGAAUCUGGGCUGGAAGACAUUUCUCAUGUUUUCCAUCUUCAACUUUGCACUUGUGGUGUAUUCUUUCUUGGUUAUCAAGGAGACGAAGGGAAGAUCCCUCGAAGAAAUGGAAAUUCUCUUCAACGCAAAGCCGGAUCCGAACGACGUUGAAAAGUCUCGAGAUACCAGCCUCCAACACGAUGAGAAGAAGGAUUUGGACGAGAAGCAUUAAACGCCUACUUUUAUGGGCAAUUAACCGCGUUGUGUUUCUUUGGUCAUGAUUGGGUAUUUCAUGUGCUUUCUGAGGAUUCAAUAAGCGAAAUAUUACAAUGGCCUAGGGAUACUGCAAACCACGACAGUAAUAUUAAGUAAUAAAGACUAAGUUCAC
Ilyonectria robusta is the source of this 1715-nucleotide messenger RNA. Its product is annotated as general substrate transporter. The record is from RefSeq and is a predicted model, not a curated record. The coding region runs from base 66 to 1559 and encodes 497 amino acids. The transcript is spliced from 8 exons. NCBI's taxonomy places the organism in Eukaryota, Fungi, Ascomycota, Sordariomycetes, Hypocreales, Nectriaceae. Gene Ontology annotation, cellular component: membrane. Gene Ontology annotation, biological process: transmembrane transport; carbohydrate transport. Gene Ontology annotation, molecular function: carbohydrate:proton symporter activity.